AUGUCACUGCGAAUCUCUGCGCUGCCAGCAUUCUGCUGUGCUUGUGGUGUGGAGGGUGCGCAGGGUGGCAGGGGGCCCGGGCAGGAGUGUGUAUGCGGUUACGUGGUAACCAGCAGCAUCGAGUUCAACCCUCCCAGCCUAUCCUCCCCAUCACCCUCCUCCCACCGCUCCCCCACCACAUCCCCAACUCUCCAACCCUCCCCCAGCUCCCCCACCCAAUCCUCUCCCACCUCCCCGGCCGCGUCCCGAGCCUCCAUCCGAGCCUUCAGUGCGACGGUGCUGGCGCUGGUGCGGCGGCGGAGUGUGAAGGUGGGGGUGGGCAUGGAUCCGCUGUGGGGGGUGCACGAGCACGAGUGGCAGGUGCACGACCUCACUGCUUUUGCCUUUGAGGCGCCCUUCCACUUCCACAGCGACCGCCACACCCUCGUGGUGGAGCCACAGAACCACAAGGAGCCCGAGUAG
Messenger RNA from Closterium sp. Naga37s-1, 462 nucleotides. The record is from the annotation of a GenBank genome assembly. Lineage: Eukaryota; Viridiplantae; Streptophyta; Zygnematophyceae; Desmidiales; Closteriaceae.